Messenger RNA from Acanthosepion pharaonis, 2181 nucleotides. Lineage: Eukaryota; Metazoa; Mollusca; Cephalopoda; Sepiida; Sepiidae. The record is from the annotation of a GenBank genome assembly.
AUGUAUAAUGUUUUUUUUUUACUUCCUUCCUUUCAUAUUCCUUCCAUUCUUUUUCUUUCCUUCUAUCCAUCCAUUUUUCUUCCUUUCUUUUUUCCCUUCUUCCUUCCUUCCUUUCUUUCGUAUUCCUUCCAUUCAUUUUCUUCCCUUCUAUCCUUCCAUUUUUCUUCCUUUCCCUUCUUCUUUCCUUUUAUAUUCCUUCCAUUCUUUUUCUUUCCUUCUAUCCAUCCAUUUUUCUUCCUUUCUUUCUUUCCCUUCUUCCUAUAUUUCCUUCCAUUCUUUUUCUUUCCUUCUAUCCAUCCAUUUUUCUUCCUUUCUUUCUUUCCCUUCUUCCUUCCUUUCAUAUUCCUUCCAUUCUUUUUCUUUCCUUCUAUCCAUCCAUUUUUCUUCCUUUCUUUCUUUCCCUUCUUCCUUCCUUUCAUAUUCCUUCCAUUCUUUUUCUUUCCAUCCAUUUUUCUUCCUUUCUUGAAAGAAUUCUUCCUUCCUUUCGUAUUCCUUCCAUUCUUUUUCUUUCCAUCCAUUUUUCUUCCUUUCUUUUUUCCCUUCUUCCUUCCUUCCGUAUUCCUUCCAUUCUUUUUCUUUCCAUCCAUUUUUCUUCCUUUCUUUUUUUCCCUUCUUCCUUCCUUCCUUUCAUAUUCCUUCCAUUCUUUUUCUUUCCUUCUAUCCAUCCAUUUUUCUUCCUUUCCCUUCUUCCUUCCUUUCGUAUUCCUUCCAUUCUUUUCUUUCCUUCUAUCCAAUGUCCUCCCUCUUUCUUUUUGCUUCCUCCCAUCCAUUUUUCUUCCUUUUUUUCUUCCUUUCUUUUGUCAUUCUUUUUUCUUUCUUUCUUUCCCUUCCUUAUAUCCAAUUUCCUUUCAUUUUCUUUCUGUCCGCCAUUUUCCUUUCUUUCAUUUUCUUUCCGUCCAUCCCUUUUCCUUCUUGCCUAGUUUCUUUUUCUAUCUUUCUUUCUUUCUUAUAGUUUUUUUCACUUCUAUCUUUCUUUCUAAAUUAUUCUUUCUUUCUUUCUUUAUUCUUUCUUUUUUUUUUUUCUUGCUAUUUCUUUCUUUCUUACUGAUUUUUCUUUCUUUCUUUUCUUUCUUUCUUUCUAUUUUCUUUCUUUCUUUCUGUCUUUCUUACAUUUAUUUUUUCUUUCUUCUUUUCUGUCUUUCUUACUUUUUUCUUUUUCUUUUUUUCUUUUCUUUUUAUUUUUUUCUUUCUUGUCUUUCUGUCUUUCUUUUUUUUCUUUCUUGCUUUCUUUCUAUAUUUUUAAAACUAUUUUUUCUUUCUACUUUUUUCUUUCUUAAAGUUUCUUUCUUUUUUCUUUCUUUCUGUCUUUCUCCAAAAUAUCUUUCUUUCUUUCUUACUAGUUUCUUUCUUUCUUUAUCUUUCUUACUAAAUUCCCUUUUAUUUGUUUUUCGUUCUCUUCUUUUCCGCCUCCUUCCCUUUCUUUGUCUCAUCAUUUGUGACACAUAUUCACGCCCACACCAUAACCUUCCUUCCUUAUCUUGCCUAAUUUCUCUCUGCCCUUACCUAGCUAGCCAUCUUUCGUAUCUAUCCACCACUCGAUCUCUUUCUGUAUCUAUCUACCUUUCUAUCGUCUCGUAUCUAUAUAUCUACCUUUCCGUAUCUAUCUACAUUUCUAUCUAUUCAAUCUAUCUUUCAGUAUCUAUCUAUCUAUCUAUCUAUCGGUAUCUAUCUAUCUUUCGGUAUCUAUCUAUCUGUCUAUCUUUCGGUAUCUAUCUAUCUGUCUAUCUUUCGGUAUCUAUCUAUCUAUCUAUCUUCCGGUAUCUAUCUAUCUAUCUAUCUAUCGGUAUCUAUCUAUCUAUCUAUCUAUCUUUCGGUAUCUAUCUAUCUUUCGGUAUCUAUCUUUCGGUAUCUAUCUAUCUAUCUAUCUAUCUAUCUUUCGGUAUCUAUCUAUCUAUCUAUCUAUCUAUCUAUCUAUCUUUCGGUAUCUAUCUAUCUUUCGGUAUUUAUCUAUCUUUCGGUAUCUAUCUAUCUAUCUUUCGGUAUUUAUCUAUCUUUCGGUAUCUAUCUAUCUAUCUUUCGGUAUUUAUCUAUCUUUCGGUAUCUAUCUAUCUAUCUUUCGGUAUUUAUCUAUCUUUCGGUAUCUAUCUAUCUAUCUAUCUUUCGGUAUAUUUAUCUAUCUUUCGGUAUCUAUCUAUCUAUCGGUAUCUAUCUAUCUAUCUUUCGGUAUCUAUCUAUCUAUAG